AUGAGAAACAGAACAUCAGUGACAGAGUUCAUCCUUCUAGGUCUGACUGAUGAUCCCAAAAUACAAGCUGCGAUUUUUUCCUUUUUAUUUCUCACAUAUGUGCUGAGUGUUGCUGGAAACCUGACUAUCAUCAUUCUUACACUGCUGGAUUCCCAUCUGAAGACUCCCAUGUAUUUUUUCCUCAGGAAUUUCUCCUUCUUAGAAAUCUCAUUUACUUCUGUCUGUAAUCCUAGAUUUUUGAUGAGCAUUCUAACUGGAGACAAAUCUAUUUCCUAUAAUGCUUGUGCAGCUCAGCUCUUUUUCUUUAUCCUUCUUGGUUCAACAGAGUUCUUUCUCCUGGCGUCUAUGUCCUAUGAUCGUUACGUGGCUAUCUGCAAACCUCUGCAUUGUACGACCAUCAUGAAUAACAAGAUCUGCUACCAGCUUGUAGGUGGCUCUUGGCUGGCUGGAUUCUUGGUGAUCUUUCCUCCACUGACCAUAGGGCUGCAGCUGGAUUUCUGUGACUCUAAUGUCAUUGACCACUUCACCUGUGAUUCUGCCCCUUUACUGCAAAUCUCCUGCACAGAUACCAGCACGCUAGAGCUCAUGAGCUUUGUUUUAGCUGUGCUGACUCUCAUGUCCACCUUGAUGUUAGUAAUCCUCUCCUACUCCUACAUCCUCAGAACAAUUUUGAGAAUCCCUUGUGCUCAACAAAGAAAAAAGGCCUUUUCAACCUGCUCCUCCCAUAUGAUUGUUGUCUCAAUCUCUUAUGGAAGUUGCAUCUUCAUGUAUGUGAAAACCUCAGUGAAGGAAGGGGUUGCUUUGACAAAGGGAGUAGCUAUGCUCAAUACUUCUGUGGCUCCUAUGCUCAAUCCGUUUAUUUAUACCUUACGGAACCGGCAGGUAAAACAAGCCGUUAAGGAUGUUGUGAGAAAGAUGCUGUUCUCAAAACAUUGA
Rangifer tarandus platyrhynchus (Svalbard reindeer) is the source of this 936-nucleotide messenger RNA. The record is from the annotation of a GenBank genome assembly. NCBI's taxonomy places the organism in Eukaryota, Metazoa, Chordata, Mammalia, Artiodactyla, Cervidae.